Messenger RNA from Dryobates pubescens (Downy woodpecker), 1017 nucleotides. It is a transcript of the gene OIP5, whose product is annotated as Opa interacting protein 5. Gene Ontology annotation, cellular component: chromosome, centromeric region; chromatin; nucleus. The transcript is spliced from 6 exons. The coding region runs from base 1 to 1017 and encodes 338 amino acids. The record is from RefSeq and is a predicted model, not a curated record. Gene Ontology annotation, biological process: chromosome segregation; CENP-A containing chromatin assembly. Lineage: Eukaryota; Metazoa; Chordata; Aves; Piciformes; Picidae.
AUGGCGGUGCGCAGGCAGCUACAGGAGUUCUUCCAGCAUCCGCAGGUUAAGGGGGUCAUUACUGUGGAGCGGCCGUUCGUCCCCGACGUCGCCACGCGGGUCCCGGAGCCGUUCGUCCCCCACGCUGCCACGCGGGUCCCGGAGCCGUUCGUCCCCCACGCUGCCACGCGGGUCCCGAAGCCGUGCUUGCCCGACACUGCCACGCGGGUCCCGAAGCCGUGCUUGCCCGACGCUGCCACGCGGGUCCCGAAGCCGUCUUCUGCUGCUGGCACAGAAGUCCUGCCAAAGUCAUGUUCCUCGACGCCUUCCUUGCCCCUACGGCGGCGGGCUCCGCUGCCGGAGCACUGCGCCAUGUUUCAGUGCCGCGGCUGUCGGGCUGUGCUGGGGGACUCGCUGCAUUUGUGCGCUCAGGAACCGCGGCUCGGCGCCCUCGUCUGUUUUAAAGUCACAAAUGAAGUGGCCUGUGCGGAUUCGCUCAUGAUCGGCCUUGAGGGAGCCCUCCUGGGAUGUGCUUACUACUCAUUAGGCUGUCAGUCAUGUGGCUCGGUGGUGGGCUUCAUGCUUUAUUCUACUGCCAGAGACCUGGCCUCUCUGCGAGGCUUCUUCUGUUUGUUCAAGGACAACAUCCUCUGUUACCUCUUAAAGAAACAAAUCAUCAUAGAAGCGACAAAGAUAAAUUUUCCUCCUGUGACCUUAAAGAGAAAAGUGCAGCAGUUGAAAGAAAAGCUUGUGGAUGUUCACGUUCGCAUAGAAGUACUGAUGAAGAAGAUGGAGGAACUGGAACAAAAGUAUACUAUGGCAGAAAGGCAAAGCUCUGUCCUGGAAGCAGUUAGUCUACCACCAGGAUAUGCAAUAGUCAAGGUGCAAUUCCCAACAGGAGUACUGGCCAGACCUGCAGCAGCAGCAGCAGCACUGUUCGGCAUGGGGGCAGCACUGCCAAAGGAGGAAGGUCAGUACCGGCCACCACACUUUGACACCCCGCACCGAAAUGCGGUAGCAUCUAACACCUCCACCUAG